UUUGUCAUUUUUCUUAAAUUUUAGGAUUCUGAGAAAUUUCCUUUUUUUUUCAUACUGAUGUCAAUAAACUAUUUUAAAUUUGAUUGCGAUGAUGAUCUGUGCAAAUAUCAUGGAAUAGCUCAUCUACACUGCGGACACAAACGGUGUAACUUUGCAUCAAAUGAUGCUCUUUUGAUAUCAAAUCAUCUUUCCGUGUUCCAUUUAAAAAACUCUGAAAUUCCUGACGACCGAAUAUUCUAUCAUAUCGACGUCUCAUGUGGAUCUGACAGGUGUCAGUUUAACCGAAACAGUUCUCAUUGGCACUGUGCCAAAUGUCAAACGGGAUUUGAAAUUGUUGGUCUCCAUUGUUGUCCAAUCACUUCCCUUCCCAAACGGCUUGAUUCCUGUUCUCGUCCGUUCUGCAAGCUCAAAAAGAAAGCACACUUUCAUUGCAAAAUUUGUGAUCAGGGUUUCUCGAAUAACACAAAAUUGGCAAAUCAUACACAUCGGACUCAGAAGCUGCAAAAAAAUAUCUGCAUAGAAAAUGGAAAAUUGAAACCGAAAAAAACCACUCCGAGGGAUUUUUUCGUGCUUCGAGAACCUAUUAGGUUUACGAUGGAAGAACAUUUUGGAGGAGGGAGUGUGAAAGAAGAAUAGGAUCUUAAUUUUUUUUUUACUUUUUUACAUAAAGUUAAAAAAUAUA
Caenorhabditis elegans is the source of this 682-nucleotide messenger RNA. It is a transcript of the gene K05F1.13, whose product is annotated as C2H2-type domain-containing protein. Bases 58 to 636 code for a protein of 192 amino acids. The transcript has 5 exons. The record is from RefSeq and is marked reviewed. Lineage: Eukaryota; Metazoa; Nematoda; Chromadorea; Rhabditida; Rhabditidae.